Messenger RNA from Aureobasidium musti, 1311 nucleotides. Lineage: Eukaryota; Fungi; Ascomycota; Dothideomycetes; Dothideales; Saccotheciaceae. The record is from the annotation of a GenBank genome assembly.
AUGGCUCCAUAUCUGCAAGAAGAAACACCACCAAACCACGAGACCAACACUAUCAAGUCACCCUCCCACUCUAAACCCACUCAAACACUUUCCUACCAACCCGGUCGCACAGUCGCCGAAACACACGAAAACUAUGCUUACGAACACUUGCUGCCCACUUUCCCAGACCUGAAAUGGGAUCCUUUGACCGAAGUCCCUUACGAAGAUAAAGGUCUUCUCGGUUGCCCUUCUUUUUCUUCUUUAUUGGCUUCUGCACAUUCCAUCCGCGACUACAACCCGAAGAUUGGAACUGAGGUGCAAGGAAUCGAUCUCGGCAACAUCUCCGACGAGACGAAGAAUGAUAUUGCGAGACUGAUAGCCACAAGGGGCGUUGUGUUUNUCAGAAACCAGAAGAACUUUGGGAUUGAAGAACAGAGAGAGUUAGGGAGGUAUUUUGGUACACUGCAUAAGCAUGCUACUACUAGUGUGCCCAAGCAACAAGGAUUAGAAGAUGUGCAUGUGGUAUUUGCAGAAGGCAACAAGGGAGCCAGAAACCAUGUUUUCUCGCCCAGUUUCUUGUGGCAUAGUGAUGUAAGUCCCCUGUUCCCUUUCCCUUUCCCACCAUUGCAAAAGAUCUGCAUACUGAUAGUUGGCAUGCAGGUCACAUACGAACUCCAACCCNCUUCCUACACAAGUCUAAAACUGCUCUCUGGGCCCCCUAGCGGUGGCGGCGGCACAACACUCUGGUCAUCCCAAUACGCAGCUUACGACGCUUUAUCCCCAUUCAUGCAAAACUGUUUAUCUUCGCUGUCAGCAGUCCAUUCUGCAGACAUGCAAGCUGCGGACUCGAGACGUGGCAACAGACCGGUCAGGAGAGAUCCCAUCACCACUGUGCACCCAUUGAUACGCGUCAACCCUGUCACGGGUUGGAAAAGCAUCUUCUACAAUCCUGGUUUCGUGACUAAGAUUGUCGGGGUUCCGAGGUUGGAGAGUGAGCAUAUUAUUUCUUAUUUGAAUGAGUUGAUUGCCACCACGAAUGAGAUUCAUGUGGCUUUUGAGUGGGGCAAGGAUGAUGUUGCGUUUUGGGAUAAUAGGAUUUGUGUAAGUUUUGACACGUCUGCUUGUAAGGUAUCAGUGCUAAUGGGAAAACAGAAUCAUUCGGCGACGUAUGGGUUUGCGCCUCAUCGCAGGCAUGCUGUUAGAGUAGCUUGUCAAGCGGAGGUACCGUAUUAUUCUGCAGAUGGAAAAUCACAAGAGGAAGAGUUGAAUGCAAAGUAUGGAUUACCUGCUGGAAACAAGGAUUGCAGUGGUGUGGGUAACUAUAAUGACUAG